Sycon ciliatum is the source of this 3081-nucleotide messenger RNA. Its product is annotated as chondroitin sulfate synthase 1-like. Lineage: Eukaryota; Metazoa; Porifera; Calcarea; Leucosolenida; Sycettidae. Gene Ontology annotation, molecular function: glucuronosyl-N-acetylgalactosaminyl-proteoglycan 4-beta-N-acetylgalactosaminyltransferase activity. Bases 3 to 2549 code for a protein of 848 amino acids. The record is from RefSeq and is a predicted model, not a curated record. Gene Ontology annotation, cellular component: Golgi cisterna membrane. The transcript is spliced from 6 exons.
AAAUGCCAAGCCGGCCAAAGACAAUAGAACUUAUUAGAAGGAAAGAGAUAAAGAGGCUGCAUGUGGCAGUUAUAAGUUCGGCAUUUUAUGCAGGGCAACAGAAUUCUCUUCCUUCAUGGCUGGAGCCCGCAGAAUUGAACAUGUCUGCAUGUGAUUUCCGAUAUGGCAAACAUUUUCUUCGAGACGCCUCCAGUGUAGUUUUCGGGAUAUUGUUUGGAUUUGCGCUAUCUAUUGUAAUUCCGGAUAUUGUUUUGCCACCAGGUUUCUUCAACAAUGUGUCCGAGUAUACUGAUAGUCCGAAGAGUGAUUUUAUCGGGACCCAUUUGCUACCCAGUGUGCCCGUUUCAUCGCCGCACGAGCUGAGUGUGCAGUAUGGAGUUGAGAUAUCUCGUAGUAUGCUAUAUGUGGGUGUUCUAUCAGCAGGUAGAUUUCUGAGAACACGAAUUGCAGCUUGCAAUCGAACAUGGGGCCAGGAUCUUCCAGCCCGCGAUAUUCAAUUCUUCGUAGGCACUCCUCCCACAGAACCUUACUCCGAGAGUAGUGUUGUGACUCUGAAGGAUGUCAGCGAUCAUGAGUAUCCACCUCAAAGGAAGGCUUUUCGCAUGCUACAAUACAUGUGUGAUCAUUAUCUGGACAAGUAUAACUGGUUCUUGAGAGCUGACGACGAUGCGUACUUUCGCGUCGAGAAGAUCAAGAAAUGGCUUUCACAGAGAGAUCCUAAUGUCAAGUAUUACAUUGGACAGGCGGGCUACGGUCGUGACCUGGACAAAGGCCGCCUUCAUCUGCCCGGGGACGACAACUUCUGCAUGGGAGGGCCCGGUGUUAUCAUGAGUAGAGCAUCAAUGAAAGGCAUCUGUCCUUAUAUUGAAUCCUGCAUGCAGGACAAUGUCACACGCUCUACAGGAGAGGAGGAUGUCGAGAUCGGCCGUUGCUUCACCAAGCACCUAAGUGUUCUGUGCACCUCGGCAUAUGAGUUUAUGGACUUGUUCUACCACUCGUAUCCACAAGAGUACAACGUUCAUCCCUACCUCUACAUCGAUGCACGUGCCACCAAAGUGUUUCAGAAUGCCCUAACCCUGCACCACUUGAAACUGUCCUACGUCAUGUACGAUGUUCACAGCUACUUCACCGCCAAGCUGCGCAAGGAGUGGUGGGACGCGUCGCUGGCACUGCGCAUUACCUCACAGAAGCUGUCUGAUGCCCACCUGAAGAACUCGCCUAUCACGCUUAGUGUUGCAGAGCUGCCAUCUCUCAUGCCACUGGAGACGGUGGAGCCGUUGACAUCUGCAGCGACCCUCACGGCCACCGACAGCAGCCAGGCUCCGCUAGAGUUUGAGUCGAGUGACUGGAUAUAUUCUGACCCAAGCGCCAGUGUAGACCUGUCAUCUCGCGGGGUGCUUGGUCCCAGCGAAAGCAAAGCGUUGCUGGGAAGAAUCACAGACAUCACGCGCCGUGCCAUCACACAGGAGAAGAUGCGAUUCGAGAAGGUGCUCCGUGUGUGGUCCCACUCUGACCCGAGUGGAGGUAUUCGCUACUUUGUCGAGGCCUCUGUGCAAAGGUUUCUGGGUAGGAACGCAUUACAAAGCACCUAUCAAGUGGAGUUGCAUCAGUUCUUGGACGGCCCGGAGAUGCAGUCCGUGGCAGCUUCGGCCCCCGAUGACUCUGAAGUGCUUAUUAUCCUUCCGAUCACCCUCGUCCACUUCCCGUUCCUCCAGCGCUUUAUGAAGAUGUACGAACUGAACUUUUUGGCUGGUCAGAGUGACAUUGGUGCCGAGGCUCCUGGAAAGGCCCACCUCUAUGUUGUCGUGUUUCCCGAUGCCAAUAUUGAUGUCAAGGGCUUUGAGAAGCGCGAUGGCACAUUUGAUCCCUCUUUGGUCGUAUCACUGUAUCAGACAAAGUAUCCACAUGUUCACAUGCAUGUAGCCAGCACCACCGGCCCGUUCUCGGCACGCACUGCGCUCCAGCUUGGCUUAGAGUAUAUCAACUCAGGCACUGCCGGCAGAAUCCAGCAGAACAGCGUCAUCCUGAUGACUUCAGUUGACUUACAGCUGUCACCUUCGUUUGUCGCCGAUUGCCAGAACCGAGUGCACCAGCAGGAGGCUGCCAUCUUUCCUGUUGUCACUCUGAAGGCUUGCACGCCCAAUCCUCCAGCACCACCGGCGGCCGAUACCAAGGCCGCGGGUGCUGCUGCUAAUCCUGCCGCAGCUUUUUCUGCUUCUGCGGGAUCCUGUCAUCCUACGGAUGACGUGUGGCUGAAGUCCUCUUUCAUGCACAUGUGCUCAUCGCAUAGACUUCUGUCUUCGCGCCAAGAUGAGAUUAAACGUUCAUCAGGUAUGGAUGUACUAUACGGCCACCUCAUGUCCCUAGUCGAUCCUUCAUCAGCAGCCAACAAAAAGUUGCAGUCCCCCUCCGUAUACAGAGUGUAUGACUCAAGUCUGAAGAUUGAGCCAGACUUCUUGCACGGCCAGUGUGCUGCUCUGGUGUCAGCAACGUCUGCAACACUGGCCUCCGAAAUCUUCCCCGCUUGCUCUUCUCCUGACCUCAGGUAAUAGUUUUACAGCUUAGUAUUGUCACCAGUUUGAAUGUGUGUGUGUGCUUGUGUGUGUGUGUGUGUGUGUGUGUGUAUGCAUGCCUGUGUUGAAAUUGCUGCAGUACUCCUAGCAUCCAGUAGGGACUGACGUUUGUGUAGCAGCUGCUAAUGCCAGCUCAUAGUAUGUAUCGUUUGUACCCGCUUCUGCACGCUGUUUAUAUUCCAAACGUCAUAGUGCGCGCGUUCUCAUAACAUUAGCUUUGGAAAAAUAUUUUCUUGGUCACAUCAUCAUGAGCAUGCAAGCAGCCAGUUUUUAGCUUCUAGCCCUCGUUUAGGUCUCACAGUAGGAGCAAAGCAAAAAUUGCCUGUUAUCACACUUAGUACAAUCUUAUUCUGGCCCGUGGUGCCAAUUUUUCACCCUGCUUUAUUGAUCUGAUUUUAUAGCCAGUGACAAGGAUUGAUCUGGAGCGUUCAACGUUGUUCUACUACACUGCCAGCCUUCAUACUAUUUAUUCUAAUUCUCGGGACUGUUGUGUGUCCCAAGUGCUUAA